Messenger RNA from Cheilinus undulatus (humphead wrasse), 2544 nucleotides. RefSeq names its product tRNA methyltransferase 2 homolog B (gene trmt2b). NCBI's taxonomy places the organism in Eukaryota, Metazoa, Chordata, Actinopteri, Labriformes, Labridae. Gene Ontology annotation, biological process: RNA processing. Gene Ontology annotation, molecular function: tRNA (uracil(54)-C5)-methyltransferase activity, S-adenosyl methionine-dependent. The record is from RefSeq and is a predicted model, not a curated record.
AUGAACCGUCAGGCUGCGAAUUAUUGACUUCCAGAAGAAAAACGUGUUAAAUACCGACAUUUUAUACUUGAGUGUAUCAUAUGAUUUUUUUGGACUGCACGGACACUUUUUGUCUAAUCGUUAGUACCCGUAGCAGGAAAUACUACCUCAAGUCGAAAGUCGAAAAUGUCGUUGGCAGCCACAUACCGCAGGUCAGUCAUAUUUGUCAAACGCAAAGUCCACCAAGUUUUGAAAAUACAAAAUCUGUUUCUUUGUACUGAUGGUGCAAUUCUAGCUGAGCAGAGAAAACGAACAUCAAAGAAACCGCUAAAGAAAGCUCAGUGUAAACCUAUCUGGACUGAUGAUCUGUCCUGGGAGGAAAGGCUGGCAGACGUGGUCACCCCUCUGUGGAAGCUGAGUUAUGAAGAACAACUUAAAGUCAAGCAAAAAAACCAGGAGAGGAUACUGUCUCAGCUCAGUGGUGAUCUUUCAGGUGACCUUCAAAGACAGCCUUCAUCAUCUUACAGAGGUAAACUCAGUUUCCAUGUCUUGCCUGUCCUUCCAUCACCUGUGAGAAAUGGCUACCGCAACAAGUCUUCAUUUUCUGUCAACACUGGAGUGGAUGGAAACCCCAAAACUGUUGGGUUUUACCUGGGCAUGGGCAGAAAGAGGAACAUCGUCUGCAUCAAUGGAGAUCACCUGCUCAACAUGCCGGAGAAGCACAAACUAGUAGCCAGAUGUUACCAGGACUUUAUCCGUCUUUCUCCUCUGGAGCCCUGCCUGCUUUUUCACACUGGGGGCCACUGGAGAGAAAUUACAGUGAGGACCAACAGAGAGGGCCACACUAUGGCAAUAGUUUAUUUCCACCCACAGACACUUACUCCAGAGGAGAUAGCACACCACAAGGGUGAGCUAAUGGACUACUUUACCCAGGGGCCCGGGUCAGUCUGUCAGCUGGAUUCGUUGUUCUUCCAGGAGAGCAAGAUGACUCGCUGCACUCACGAGGAGUCUCCAUACCAGCUUCUCUAUGGUCAACCACACAUUUAUGAGGAGGUGCUUGGCUUCAAGUUCCGCAUCUCUCCCAACGCCUUCUUCCAGGUGAACCAGGCAGCUGCUGAGGUUCUCUACCGCACGAGAGACCUGUGCCUUCCAAACCACUGGGAAGGUGGAGGAAGAACUGUAGUUGGUGGUACUCUCCUGGAUGUGUGCUGUGGGACUGGAGCCAUAGGUAUCACUAUGUCUCACAGAGUGGACAGAGUCAUCGGCAUAGAGCUCAUAGAACAGGCGGUGGAAGAUGCAAGACACAAUGCCCUUUUCAAUAAUGUACUGAACUGUGAGUUUAUCCCGGGGAAAGCAGAGGUGGUGCUGUCUGGUCUGAUGUCACAGCUGAGUUCUGAAGGCAGAGAACUUGUAGCAGCUGUGGUGAAUCCUUCUCGUGCUGGCCUGCACUACAGAGUGGUCCGAGCUUUGCGAAACCAACCAGGUAUCCGCAGGCUGGUCUAUGUUUCCUGUAAACCUGACGGAGAGGCUAAGAGGAACUUCAGGGAGCUUUGCUGUGCUCCUGACCCGCAGAAAAAACUCACAGGAGAGGCUUUUUCUCUGACUCUAGCUGUACCUGUGGACAUGUUCCCACAUACACAUCACUGUGAAGUGGUGCUACUAUUUGAGAGGUAGAUGAAAGUUUGAAUUGAGAAGUUAAUGUCCACAUAUCAGGAACAACUCUGACCACUUUAGAAAGACAUGUCUUAGAUCUGAGAUUUCUAAUAAAGUUUAUUUACUUAAUUUCCCCUCCUUUAUUAUUGAUGUGUAGUAAAACUAUUAGAUGAUCCAAGGUCUAUGUUACUUUAUUCUUUAACAGACUGUCACAAUUCUCAAAGAUAUUCAGUUUGUUUUGAUGUAAAGCAAGGAAAAGAAGUUGAGUGAUUUCAGUGAGCAUUGCUCCUUUAAGAAGGAAGCUAGUCUAUACACCAUAACAGAUGGUACAGUUUCUCAGCAGAAUUUAGUGAGUUUUUGAAAAAAAUGGACCACAAAACAAUGUCGACUUAAAUGUAACUCUAUAAAAAUGUUUUGAAGCGUUACAUUUUUUUUUAACCCAGAAAGCCUCUGUGUUUUUAUCACUGUUUAGCAGUGCAAGAGCAUGUAGCCGGUAGCCAAAGCUUGCAUUGCAAAAUAAUGACUGCUACAUACCUGAUAUGACCCAACUCCAAAAAUACUGAAUUAUCCCUUGAAGAAUAGAACACACAGAUUUGAAAAACCUGUUCAACCUAUAUUCAGUUGAAUACAGCACACAGACGAGCUAUUUAAUAGUCAAACUGAUUAGCUUCAUUGUGCUGUUGCUAUCAAAAAAGUUGGGACAGGUGCAUGUUAACCACUGUUUUACACAUGUUCAUUCGAUGACUGCAACAUGUUCCAAAAUAAUUGGGACAGGUGCAUGUUAACCACAGUUUUUGUCCCACAACACUGUGAACUUCUGGGGAUUGAAGAUGUAUAGCUGCAAAAGUUGAACUCUUCCCAAUUAUUGCUUAAUGUUGCUCAACAGUGCAGAGUUUCCUCAGUCUUUUUUUG